This is a messenger RNA of Apiotrichum porosum, 5829 nucleotides long. RefSeq lists its product as uncharacterized. The coding region runs from base 1 to 5829 and encodes 1942 amino acids. The transcript has 5 exons. Gene Ontology annotation, molecular function: ATP binding; cytoskeletal motor activity; chitin synthase activity. NCBI's taxonomy places the organism in Eukaryota, Fungi, Basidiomycota, Tremellomycetes, Trichosporonales, Trichosporonaceae. Gene Ontology annotation, cellular component: cell septum; cell periphery; myosin complex. The record is from RefSeq and is a predicted model, not a curated record.
AUGUCUCUGUUUCCUCCUGGGCCGUCGGCAGCCUCCUCGAAGCGCAUCAGCUCGCGCUUCGAGGGCAUCACCGACCUUUGCGCCCUCCCUUCCAUCGCCGAGGACACUGUUCUCGCCACGCUUCGCGAGCGGUACAGCACUUCACAGCAGUACACCGCAGUUGGAUCGUCUGGCCUCGUGUCUAUCAACCCUCUGACCUACCUUCCCGCCAACGGUGACCAGACUCUCCAGGACUAUGUGACCGAGUACUACCGUUCAACGGGCGACGACCAGGUUGGCGACCCUGCCAACAUGCGUCUCGGCCCCCACAUCUUUGGCCAAGCGCUCAGUGCAUACUACAACAUGCGUCGUACCGGCCAGGACCAGAUCAUGCUCAUGACUGGCGCAACGGGCUCUGGCAAGUCCGAGAUGCGCCGUUUGGCCAUCAAGGCAAUGUCUGAAGUGGCUGUCGCUGCCUCGGGCAAGAAAGGCUCCAAGGUUGGACCUCAGAUCGCAAAUGCCCAGUUCAUCCUCGAAUCGUUUGGCAACGCCCACACAAUCUCCAAUGACAACGCCUCCCGCUAUGGCAACUACACCGAGCUCCAGUUCACCGACCGCGGCCGUCUCGAGGGUCUCAAGGUUAUCGAGUACUACUUUGAGCGCUCGCGCGUGUCCCAGCCCCCCGCCAACGGUGAACGCAACUUCCACGUCUUCUACUACCUCGUGGAAGGUAUCGACGGCGACGAGCGUCAUCACCUCCGCCUUGGCCAGACCAGCGAGUACCGCUACCUCCAGAGCCGUGCCCGCAGGACGGGUGCCAGCGACCGUGAACGCUUCCAGCAGCUCAAGGCUGCCUUCCGCACCGUCGGUCUGAGCAACCGUCUCGUGGCCCAGGUGUGCCAGCUUCUCGCCGGCAUUAUCCACAUCGGAAACCUCACGUUUAUGGACGACCCCUCCAUGCAUGAAGGCGCCAUGGUCACCAACGUCGAUGUCCUCCACACCGUCGCCGAAUUCCUUGGUGUCUCCAACGCCGCCCUCGCCGAGAUCUUUGCGUUCAAGACCAUCCUGGUCCGCAAGGAGAUCUGCACCACCUUCCUUGACCCCGAGCAGGCCGAGGCUGUCCGUGACGAGCUCGCCCGCACUCUCUACUCCCUCCUCUUCUCUUGGCUCAACGAGCACCUCAACCAAAAGCUGUGCAAGGACUCGUUUGGUUCGUUUGUCGCCAUCCUCGACCUCCCGGGCCAGCAGAACAAUGCCGGCCCCUCGCUCGGCGUCAACUCGAUUGACCAGUUCUGCUUCAACUUUGCCAACGAGAAGAUGCACAACUGGAUCAUCCACCGUGUCCACGAGACCCCGCUCGCCGAGGCGGCUACCGACCAGAUGGCCAUGGAGCGCAUCCCGUACUUUGACAACACCGAGUGCCUCAAGAUGUUCAACGACCCCAAGCACGGUCUCAUUGCCAUUGCCGACGACCAGGCCAAGCGCAAGAAGACGGACCAGAACAUGUUUGAGCAGAUGGCCAAGCGCUACGCCGGCCACUCGUCGUUCCAGGCCGGUCACUUUGACCGCAGCGGUUCGGCCUCGUUCACCGUCAACCACUACGCUGGCCCCGUGGCUUACACCAUUGACUCGUUUGUGGAGCGCAACGCCAACGAGACCAGUGCCGACAUUCUGCGUUUGCUCCGCGGUACCGCUACCGGCACCAGCAACGUUCCUGACCACCAAGGUUCAAACAACCCCUUCGUUCGCAGCCUCUUCUCGUCGCGCUCCAUCGCUACACAGGCUCACCCUCGCAACGACGACACGAUUGUCGCCGCUCAGCAGCCCGUCAAGCCCAUGCGUGCGCCCUCGACCCGUCGCAAGCGCGGUCCCAAGCUCACGGCCGUUGCCGAGGAGAAGGACGGCGAGGACGUGGAUGCCGAGGUUGGAGGCGGCAACGACGAAGGUGCGGCGGGUACGCACCUCUCGUGCGUCGCCGGUCAGCACUGGCAGGCCCUUGACACCCUCUUCUCCACCUUUGACCAAGCUCAGCCUUGGUUCACCUUUUGUUUGCGCCCCAACGACUCGCAGCUUGCCGCGCAGAUUGAGACUCGCUCGCUCAAGCAGCAGAUCCGCAGCCUGGGUCUCACCGAGAUUGCCCUUCGUCUGCGCACCGACUAUGAGGUCCGCAUGACUCACCAAGAGUUCUCGGAUCGCUACCACGACGAGUUUGCCGAGCGUGCCAUUGGCAACCAGGGUUCUCCCGGCGACCGUCUUCGUGACCUCAAGCGUGUCAUGAAGCUCGACGACACUCACAUGGGUGUCGGCGCGACGCGCGUGUUCCUGUCGCACGACGCAUUCCACCGCUUUGAGGACCGUUUGCGUGAGGAGGAGGGUGAGCAGCGCCCUCCUCCCCACCAGGGCCGCGAGCGUUACGACAUGUUCGCCCCCGGCCAGCGUGGUGCGGAGCCCGAGGGCGAGGUCGAGACCAUGUUUGACUACCACGACCGCAACGAUUCGACCGCUGCCCUGCCCCUUGUCGCCCACCAGCAGCCAGGCCCCCGUGCCGCCGACUCUGACUAUGACGACGAGUCGCGCGGCUUCGCCCCCUCCCAGGCCAGCGGUCCCUUUGGCGACUCGGCUUCGCACAUUGGCUCCGAAGCGUACGCGCCUUCGCGCAACAUGUUCCGCGACGUGCAGAACACUCGUGGUGAAAAGGACGUUCUCGACGAGCUUCCAGACGAUGGCGAGGUGGUUGAAGAAUACAAGGAGUCGCCCGCCCGUCGCCGCUGGGUCUGGCUCUGCAAGUUCCUCACUUGGUUCUGUCCCGACUUCCUCCUCGACAAGCUCGGUGGUAUGAAGCGUCAAGACAUUCGCCAGGCAUGGCGCGAAAAGCUCGCCAUCAACAUUAUCAUUUGGUUUAUCUGUGGCUGUACCAUCUUCGUCAUUGCUGUUCUUGGUCUCCUUAUUUGCCCUACCCAGCACGUCUACACCGAGUCCGAGCUCGAGUCCCACAACUAUGACGAUAACCCCAACAACGCCUUCACCUCCAUCCGUGGCGAGGUCUUUGACCUCACGGCGUUCUGGACGGUUCACACCACCGUUGUCCCCAUUAUCCCCGAAAAGACCAUCAUGACCUACUCUGGUACCGACGCCACCCCCAUCUUCCCCAUCCAGGUCUCGGCUCUCUGCAGUGGUACCACUGGUGCUCUGAGCCCCUACAUCACUGUCGACUCGAGCAACUCGACCGACGUCUACGCCAAGUACCACGACUUCCGCAUCCAGACCGACGACUACCGCCCCGACUGGUACCAGGAGCAGAUGAUCACUCUGCGCUCGCGCUGGAAGAAGGGAUACAUGGGCUACACCAAGAAGGACCUGAAGAGCAUGGCCAACAAGGGCCAGAUUGUCGGCUACAUUGACAACCUCGUCUACGACAUGACCACAUAUGUCAACCAGGGCGGUGGUGGUCUCAGUGUUCCCGACGGCAUUGAUGCCGGCACGGUCGACACGAGCUUCAUGUCCGAAUCGGUUGUGUCCAUGUUCACCUACAACUCGGGCAAGGACGUGACCAAGCUCUUUGAGAGCCUCAGCGGCGUCAUUGGCGACGAGGUUCUCGGCUGGCAGAAGACCUGCCUGGAGAACAUCUUCCUCAUCGGCCAGCUCGACACGCGUGACUCGCCCCAGUGCCUGUUCUCGACCUACAUCCUGCUCGCUCUCUCGUGUGUCAUGGUCGCUGUCAUUGGUUUCAAGUUUAUUGCUGCCAUUCACUUUGGUCACGCGCGCGCCCCCGAGAACCACGACAAGUUUGUCAUUUGCCAGGUGCCCUGUUACACCGAAGGCGAAGAUUCUCUGCGCCGCACCAUCGACUCGCUUGCCAAGCUCCGCUACGACGACAAGCGCAAGCUUCUCUUUGUUAUCUGUGACGGUAACAUUAAGGGUUACGGUAACGAAAAGGCCACGCCCGCGAUCGUGCUUGACAUUCUCGGUGUCGACCCCAACCUCGACCCCGAGCCUCUGUCGUUCCUUUCGCUCGGCGAGGGUGCCAAGCAGCACAACAUGGCCAAGAUUUACGCAGGCUUGUACGAGUCUGGCGGCCACGUCGUCCCUUACAUUGUCUGCGUCAAGGUCGGAAAGCCCACUGAGCGUCCCAAGCCUGGAAACCGUGGCAAGCGUGACUCGCAGAUGCUUCUCAUGCACUUCCUCAACAAGGUCCACUACAACGCGCCGAUGAACCCCAUGGAGCUCGAGAUCUACCACCAGAUCAAGAACGUUAUUGGCGUCAACCCCAGCUUUUACGAGUACCUGUUCAUGGUCGAUGCCGAUACCACUGUCGAAGAACUGUCUCUCAACCGUCUCGUUUCGGCGUGCAUGCACGACAAGAAGAUUAUCGGUAUUUGUGGUGAAACGUCCAUCUCCAACGCCAAGCAGUCGAUUGUCACAAUGUCCCAGGUGUACGAGUACUUUAUCUCUCACCACUUGUCCAAGGCAUUCGAGAACCUGUUCGGCUCGAUCACCUGUUUGCCCGGUUGUUUCACCAUGUACCGCCUGCGCACACCCGACACCAAGAAGCCGCUCUUCAUUGCCAACCAAAUUGUCCACGACUACUCGGAGAACCGUGUCGACACGCUCCAUCUCAAGAACCUUCUCCACCUUGGUGAAGAUCGUUACCUGACGACCCUGGUUCUCAAGCAUUUCCCCACGUACAAGACCAAGUUUGUUCGCGACGCAAAGGCCGAGACUGUGGCUCCCGACUCGAGCAAGGUUCUGUUCUCGCAGCGUCGUCGUUGGAUCAACUCGACCGUGCACAACAUGGCGGAACUCAUCUUCCAGGAGAACCUGUGUGGUUUCUGCUGUUUCUCGAUGCGUUUCAUCGUCCUCAUCGACCUUAUUUCUACCAUUGUCGCGCCAGUCACCGUCGCAUACAUCGGAUACCUCAUCUACAUUAUCGUCAAGGACGGCAGCUCGAUCCCGACGCUUUCCAUCAUCAUGCUGGCUGCCAUUUACGGUCUGCAGGCGCUCGUGUUCAUCUUCCGUAUGCGCUGGGACAUGAUCGCUUGGAUGCUCUUCUACAUCUUGGCCAUUCCAGUCUUCUACUUCUACCUGCCCCUCUACUCCUUCUGGCGCAUGGACGACUUCUCCUGGGGUUCCACGCGUCUCGUGGUCGGCGAAAAGGGCAAGAAGAUGGUCAUUCACGACGAGGGCAAGUUUGACCCCAAGUCGAUCCCGCUCAAGAGCUGGAACGACUACGAGAACGAGCUCUGGGACCAAGAGUCCAACCACUCGUACGGCACCGGCCUCGAGCCCCUCAACAAGUCCGAGUACCUCGGCUCGCACGCCGGAUCGAUGUACGGCGGACGCGAGUCGGCGUAUGGUGGUGGCCGCGAGAGCCUCUUCCAGGGCUCGCACUACAGCGGCUACAACACCAACAACAACAAUGCCAACCGCGGCCUCUCGCCGUCGGGCUCGUACACCGAUGUCCGCAACGCAUCGCGCGCCGGCUCGGCGUACGACUACCCCGCCCCCCGCGGCACCUUCUACGGCGGCGGCGGUGACACUGGCUCGUCUGGCCACCUUGCCGACACCAACAGCCUUUACGCCACUAGCUUCUACGGCCAGCCGCCCGUCCAGCCCAACGCCAACAGCAUGUACGGUAUGCCCGUGCGCGGCGACACGACCGACGACCUGCUGGGCGACAACCUUUCGGAUGCUCAGCUCGAGGCUAGCAUCCGCCGCAUCACCGACAGCGCCGACCUCGACACCCUCACCAAGAAGGGUGUCCGCAAGCAGCUCGAGACCGAGUACGGCAUCAGCCUUGCGUCCAGGAAGGACACCAUUAAUCGUAUCAUCGAGUCGGUUUUGGCCGAGUAA